CCCUCUGUUUCUCGGCAAAGGAGAACUGGAAAAAUUGCGGAGCUAUGGAGAAUCGCCCGCCGAACAGAGGAAUAGUGGAUCAUCAGUACCACCAUGUCCGGAUUUCUCAGAGCUUCAGGAUCGCUAAACCUCUUUUUGAUCGGAAAAGGCCAUCAGAGGCUGCGUCUGAUUUCUCUGAUUGUUUUCCUCAAAGAAUUAAGGUUUCUACUGGGACUGGAUCCGUUGCUAAGGGUUUAAACUUCAAUAGAAUUCCUCUUAAGGAGUUAGAUGUGAAUACCCCAUCCACACACAUAAAGUCAGGGUUUGUGUCAUCUGAAGAUUUACCUUCCUGCGGUCCUUGUGGCAUGGAUGAGAAAGUUAUAAUUAUAAAUGCACUUCCGGUUGAAUUUUCAUCAGAAUCAUUCAUAACUCCACAGAAAGAGCUGGAGAAGUUUAGACUAAGCAAUGACUGCUCAACUCCUUCUCUUCUAGAUGAUGAGAUUGACGAAUCAAUGUUAGAAGAGAUUGACGUUAUCUGUGAAGAGUCAGAGAGAAGGGCAACAUGUCAAAAUCCAUGUAUCAGCAGCGGCAAUGAAACUUGGGCCACAGAUAAUAAGAACGACAACUUUAAGGCCAGAUUAGAAUUAGAUUUUAGUGCUGGUAAAAUGCAUGAACCUAUUUCUAAUGGCAACUUAAAAUUCAAAGAAGAAUCCGUGAUCACCACUGAUCCUGCAUUGAAUGGCAACUUGGAACUGAAAGAAGAAACCGUAAUCACUGCUGAUCCUGCAUUGAUCAAGAGCAUGUCUGACGAGUGUUCAAAAUAUUUACAGUCUUUAAAUGAUAGACAGCGGGAUGCAGCCUGUAGUGAUAUUUCUACCCCUUUGAUGGUUCUAGCUGGUCCCGGUAGUGGAAAGACUUCCACCAUGGUUGGUCGAGUCUUGGUGUUGCUGAAUGAGGGUAUCCAUCCAUCAAAUAUCCUAGCAAUGACUUUCACUACAGCUGCAACUUCUGAGAUGAGAGAACGCAUAGGUAACAUUGCUGGAAAGAAGGCAGCAAAAGAACUAACAAUAAGCACGUUCCAUUCAUUUUCUUUGCAACUUUGUCGGAUGCAUCCAGAAAAGUUAGAGCGUACAUCUGAAUUCUCGGUCUUUGGAAACGGGCAACAGAGACGAGCAAUAAUUGAAGCAGUGCGUUUAUAUGAGAAAGAAAAGAAGAAAAAUAAUUCUAAUGCCUGUGAAUUUGGUGAUGAUUUGAAUGAAACAUUAUGUCCUGAAUACUUCAAGGAUGGAUCAAAGAGGUGGCUGAAAUAUGUGACCCAGGCAAAGGCUUCUGGUAAAACACCAACAGAGUGUCGGAAGAUGGGUAAUGAGAUGGGGGCUGCUAUUCUUGGAAGCUACAAUGAUAUCCUCAAAUCUUGUAACGCCUUGGACUAUCACGAUUUGAUUAGUUCUUCUGUGAGACUGCUUACCGACUUUCCUGAAGUAUCCACGGAAUGCCGAGAGACUUGGAAAGCCAUCAUAGUUGAUGAAUUCCAGGACACGAGUUCCAUGCAGUACAAGCUUCUGCAAAUUCUAGGGUCUCAUAAUCGCAUAACUAUUGUUGGUGAUGAUGACCAGUCCAUUUUCAGUUUCAACGGAGCAGAUAUUUCAGGAUUUGUUUCAUUUCGUAGAGAUUUCCCGAAUUGCAAAGAGGUCAGACUUAUCAGAAACUACAGGUCCACUCGCCAUAUUGUGGAAGCUGCAUCUUCUAUCAUAAAAAACAAUAAAAAGCGGUGCCAUUCCAAAAGUAUCUUGUCUGAAAACUCCGAUGGAUCUAAGAUUACUGUCAAGGAAUGUCAUAAUGAGGAUGCACAGUGUGCAUUCGUCAUUGACAAAAUAAUUGAAAGCACAAAGGAUGGCUCAACAUUCAAUUGUUCCUAUGGUGAUAUUGCCAUCCUUUACCGAAGACAGGUGUCUGGGAAAAUCUUCCAAACUGCAUUCCGCCAGAGAAAAAUACCAUUCAAUGUUCAUGGUGUAGCCGUAUACAGGAAAAAGGUAGUCAGAGCCAUUGUAGCCAUGCUGAGAACCGCAUUAGCUGAGUGUGAUGAUGCUUCUUAUCGUCGAGUUUUCAAAGCGUUGCUUCCUUUUGAGCAAGAAGAAAAGAAAAGGGUGAUAGAACAUAUUGAAAAAAUCGCUAGCAGUAGGAAAUGCAGUUUCAUUUCGGCUGCAGGUGAUAUCUUCAGCGCCAAGAUUUCUGGUACCUUCAAGAGGAGCCAGCUUAGCCAGGGACGCAAAGUGUUGCAGACUCUUGAGAUGAUAAGAAAGCUGGUUCUCAGGGAACAAUCACUUUCAGCUGUUGUGACAUCUGUAGCAAAUAUGAUACCUCAGAAAUACCUUCUCGAGCAACGGGCAGUCCUUGAUUCUGAUGGAGGAAAGCUGCUUAAUGAAGAUAAUGAUCUUAGAACUCUACUACAGUAUUUAAUGGAUGAUGUCUCUGAGUUUCUGUCCACGCACUCUACUUCAACUGAAGGAGAACUAGAUACAAUCAAAGAACAGAAAGGCUGCAUUCAGCUACUUAAGUCCUUUAUUACUUUCAUUAGCGAGCGCGAAAGUGGGAAUUUUCGUUCAAGAAGACGUGACAAUCAAAACUCUGUCAUGCUGACUACCAUCCAUCAGUCUAAAGGUUUGGAGUGGGACAUUGUUUUCAUAGUGAAGGCAAAUGACAACGAGAUUCCUCUGUUACAUGAAUCUGACAACAUUGGAGAUGAGACUAGAACAUUGCUCGAGGAGGAGCGUCGCCUUCUGUAUGUGGCUAUGACUCGUGCUCGCAAGAAACUUUACAUCUUGUAUGUGACAGUGGAUUCAAAUUGGCAGGUGCUGCAAGCAUCACGAUUUCUUAAAGAGAUCCCAGGUCAUCUUCUACAAGUUGAGGGGGAAUUAGGUGUGAAUGACCUGGGAAAAGUUCGCCCAAGCUUGUCAAAAGGAGCCGAGAACGGCGUGUCUAGUUUUGUGACGGGAAUUAAAUAUGAAGAAAAUACAUUAGUCAAUGAUAAUAUUGACAUUCCAAUAGAUAAUGCCUCAGAGGAGUCAGCAGAUGUGGCGUACGCACUCAAUGGGAACAAUUUCCUGAAAAGGUUUGAUGUGGAGGACAGAUCAAUCGUUUCUCACUUAUUUCACAACUGGGCCAAGAAACAAGCAUUCCAGGAACCAAAGAGGCUGCUUGACAAGGUUCGCUUUGUAAUUGACGAACGCUUGGCCAAUAAGAAGAACAAACACAAAGACGUCUUACGAGCACUUAAAUCAUCAUUGACCUCUGAUGAAGCGUUCCACUACGCGGAACAUAUACUUCGGUGGGAGCAACUUCCUGCUGACAAACGAGCUCAUCUCAUGCGGGAGAAGCAGGAACAUUUCCAGAAGCUAAGAAUCGAAAACUCAAUGAGCUCAUCCGCAGCAACAACUAAACAGAUAGCGUACCUGCAGAAUCUGGGAUGCACCACCACCCCAACAUCACGCCUCCAUGCUUCACGUUUGAUCGAGCAGUACAAAUCUCUGUGAGUUUUUUCGUUUUUAUUUUUUUAUCUUACUUUCUUACCCAACCGGGUAUAGCUCCAUGGUGAGGCGAGAAUUGGUUGGGAGUGCCAAUUGCUGGUCCCGUGUUCGAGCGCCUGUGCUGGGGAGGGAGGGGGUUUUUCCUGGUUGGGAGGGUGUUGCUCUCUGGAACCCUGUCGCUGGGUCUCUAAAGGCUGCUCCCGGGCCUGAGGGGAUGUAGGUUGGGCCGAAGGUCCAGGUGAACCUCUCGGUUAUCAAAAAAAAAAAAAAAAAAAAAUUCUUUCAGUAAAAUCAUGUAUCCAUAUGUAAACCGGGAAGUAUGUCCUUUUUUAUUUUUUUUUUCGAAUAUAUUUCCAAAACAAAUCCCUUUGGACAGGGCUUCAUGA
Molecule: messenger RNA, 3892 nt
Organism: Tarenaya hassleriana
Lineage: Eukaryota; Viridiplantae; Streptophyta; Magnoliopsida; Brassicales; Cleomaceae
Product: ATP-dependent DNA helicase SRS2-like protein At4g25120
Exons: 31
Coding region: 45-3512 (1155 amino acids)
Biological process (GO): recombinational repair
Cellular component (GO): nucleus
Molecular function (GO): ATP binding; 3'-5' DNA helicase activity; DNA binding
Source: RefSeq, a predicted model, not a curated record